Aethina tumida (small hive beetle) is the source of this 1144-nucleotide messenger RNA. It is a transcript of the gene ics, whose product is annotated as ras suppressor protein 1. The transcript is spliced from 6 exons. Gene Ontology annotation, molecular function: protein binding. NCBI's taxonomy places the organism in Eukaryota, Metazoa, Arthropoda, Insecta, Coleoptera, Nitidulidae. The record is from RefSeq and is a predicted model, not a curated record. Bases 34 to 888 code for a protein of 284 amino acids.
UUUGACGGGCGUCGGACGGAAUUUGCGCGCGCAAUGAAUCAGGCACCAGUUUCCUGUUUGCCUACCAAUUCUAAAAUGUCGAAGGCGAAAAAGGUACUGGAAGAAUCAAAGGAGAUCCAGAAUCCCGAACUGGAUCUGGCCGACAAGGGUGUGUCCACGUUCGAGGAGAUGCCCGGCUUAUUUACCAUGAACUAUGUUACAAGACUUACAUUGAGUCACAACAAAAUUAAAAGUGUUCCUCCUGGUCUUGCAAAUCUUACCAAUUUAGAAAUUCUCAACUUGACCAACAAUCAAAUAGAAGAGCUUCCAUUGUCAUUAUCAUCAAUGCCCAAACUGAGAAUUUUGAAUUUGUCAAUUAAUAGAUUGUACACAUUGCCAAGAGGAUUUGGUGCUUUUCCUGUUCUUGAAGUUUUGGACUUAACAUAUAAUAACUUAAGAGAUGAUUCAUUGCCAGGAAAUUUCUUCAUGAUGGAAACAUUACGAGCAUUAUAUUUGGGUGAUAAUGACUUUGAACAUCUCCCACCAGAAAUUAAGAACAUGAAGAACCUGCAAAUUCUUGUUUUGAGAGAAAACGACAUUUUGGAAUUACCUAAAGAAUUAGGUGAAUUAACUCGUUUGAGGGAGUUACAUGUUCAAGGCAAUAGGUUAACAAUUUUACCCCCAGAACUUGGUAACUUGGAUAUGUCAUCCAAUAAAUCUGUUUUCAAGUUUGAAGGCAAUGAAUGGGUAGAGCCUAUAAAAGAUCAGUUAAGACUGGGUCUGAAUCAUUUAAUGGACUACCUUAAAAGUGAUACCUACAAAAUAAUGUACAAGAGAUAUCAGACAAAUAAGCCUCCACCUCCUCCUCCAUGUGUGGACAAGAGCAAAAAGAUUUCUAGAAUUCGUUAAUUCUAUCAAAAUUUUAAUAUGAAAGCUUUAAUAUGUGUGCCUAGAACUGCCUUAUUAGUGGUUAAGAUAAUAAUAUUAUAGAUAUGAAUAUUUAUAUUGUAUUGUAAAAUCUCUUUUUUUAUACUUACUGUUUGUUUUGUCACUUAAUGAUAAUAAUGUCUAUAAUUUUGAAAGUAUUAAAUUACAUUACUAAAAUAUUAAAUUUUAAAUUGACAAAAUUUAUUUAUAAAAAAAUUAAUAAAGUAUUUACAAAGUA